Messenger RNA from Auanema sp. JU1783, 2289 nucleotides. Lineage: Eukaryota; Metazoa; Nematoda; Chromadorea; Rhabditida; Rhabditidae. The record is from the annotation of a GenBank genome assembly.
AUGAAACUUAUAUUUACUAUAUGUAUUAUCAAAUUGUCAAUUAUUUCUAUAUAUGGGCAAACUACUCAACUAUCUCUUGAUGAAGGUCUGAUAGAGAAUGCAGGCUACUCUUGCAAUAUGCAACAAUCUCUGCGACUGGAUCAUCGUCUUCAUGGCAAACCUCGGCGAGGCGAGCCUCCUAUAGAGCUUACAAUCUUGGAUGAAAGUGGUCAGGUAGUCAACUCUUAUGCGCCAGGAGAAAUUUACACAGUUCGUUUACUUGGAUUUGAACACUUCCGUGGAGUUCUGUUACAAUCCCGUCUGAGUACAAAUUCUGGGCAAAUCAUUGGUUCUUUACGAGGAGGUCAGUUUAUUAAGACUGGACAAUGGUCUCUCUACGGAGUUGACUAUCAGAAUUGCAAUAAGUAUAAUUCCAACAAUUCCAUUACACAUAUCAACGAUGAUAAGAAAUAUGAAAUGGAUCUAUUAUGGACAGCUCAUCGCAAUCUUGGUUCAAUCCAGUUUAUACUAACAAUUUCGAAAGAGAAUAAUGAGUAUUGGGAAAGAUGGGCGCCUCCAUCAGCUUUCCUGAAACUUCGAAACAAUGUUACCUCAGCGACGAAAAGCACGCCUGCCGUGGAACUGCAAACCCCACCUGUUUCCACGGUCAAACCAUCUCCUGGUACAAAGCCGGAAGAGCCUUCCACACAAAUCCUGAAAAAUACUGAGCUACAAAGAGAACCAUCACUCCCAGUAGAAAAAGCAACUGAAAUGACAGUUGAUGAAAAUGAAAAAGCCAUUAUGGAAGGAGUCAUGAAUGGGACAGUUAAGCUGCAGGAAGGCCCUGAAGAGUCCACGAACGUUCUGCCGUUUGAUGCAUCUCUUUUUGAUGAAAUUAAUGUUUUUUCCACGAAUAUCCCUACAAAAACGUCAGUAUUUCCCUCUGAGCCCAUCACACUUCCUUCAACUAUACAAACAAGACCAUCUGUAGUGGCCACGGAAGAUCAGAUCAUAAACGAUGUGACUAGGAGAACCUUCAAAAAAUAUAUUCCAGAUAGACAGACUGCUCUACAUACUGAUGAUGUCCACUUUCUAAACUCUCAUGCUCAUCUGCAGAGAGAUUUUGUUUCUCCAAUGGGUCCAGAAGAAAUUUGUCGACAAGCCAAUCCAUGUGAGAAUCAGGGAGUUUGUGUUGUUGAAAAUGGUAAAACUAUUUGUGAAUGUGAGAAAGGGUUCAUAGGAGCAACUUGCAACGUAACCGAUGCAUGUGUGAAUCAUGGAUGCUUGGAAGGCUCCUAUUGUGUCAAUGACAUGAAGGGUAGCUACACAUGCAAAUGCAAAAGAGGAUAUGUGGGAUCAUACUGUCAAUAUGAGUGCCCCAAGAGCCAAUGCUUGAACGGAGGUGAAUGUAUCAUGAGAACUAACAACGAAAUUGCUUGUAAAUGCCUUCCAGGCUUUAGUGGAAACAACUGUGAACGAGAAAUUAACGAGUGUAACUACAAUCAUUGUAUGAAUGGUGCUGGAUGUACAGAUCUUGUUAACGAUUACAAAUGUCACUGCUCCAAAGGAUGGAUGGGGAAAAACUGUGAUCGACCUUGCCAAGAUGUAUAUGGUUCUUGCCGAGUUUGGAAACGUGAAGGGCAAUGCGAGCUGAUGAGAGGAACAACAGAUUACUUCGACGUGAACUGUGCGGCAUCCUGUGAGCAGUGUAUUUUCGACAACACAACUCUGACAACUGAAACACCGUUACCACCAGUACUCUUACCCCUCGCAUGGCUUUUAGGAGAAUGGCAAACACAUCAGCGAGGAGGAUUUAAAAAUAGAACUAUCCACUUUCCAUUGGAUAUGGAGGAAAGCAAUGGAUACAACGAGACAAUUACUUUUUCUGUGGCCAAAGGAUUGAUGUUCGGCACACCCAGUAUCAACUACACAUCCAUAGCAGUAGCAGAUAACGAUCAAUACAAUGUUCAUGAGUCCAAUGGAUUCAUCACAGUUCGUCAGUAUGCUCCAAAGGGAGAAGAACAAAUAACUAGAGCAGCACUCAUGACUGUCAGCAACACCGGUGUUACGCUGAUAGAAGAAGGUGAUGUUAUGACAACUAGAACAACAAUGGGUCAUCAUUUGAAUAUGGGUAUACUCUAUCAAUUGGCUCCAAUGGAGAGUAAAAAGAAGCUUGGGAAAAAGCAGUUUCGUUCGUUUGUACGUAAAGGUAAUCGUCUAAUGCAAUUACUUACACGUGAAGAAGAGGAUGGUCGCAUAACGAAGCACUCUAAGACAUACACUAGAACCAAGGAAUUCCAAUAUAUGUGA